Messenger RNA from Epinephelus lanceolatus (giant grouper), 2063 nucleotides. It is a transcript of the gene rabl2, whose product is annotated as RAB, member of RAS oncogene family-like 2. NCBI's taxonomy places the organism in Eukaryota, Metazoa, Chordata, Actinopteri, Perciformes, Serranidae. Gene Ontology annotation, molecular function: GTP binding; GTPase activity. The record is from RefSeq and is a predicted model, not a curated record.
UCCCCGUUGCAUAGAAACGAAAACCGUCGGAGAUGAAACAACCACAAACUUUUAAUAUCCUGAUACCCAGAUGAAUACAUGGAACCAACAGACUUUUCCUUGUGAUUGAGAAACAUAAUUAACACAAGACAGUCAGCGACAUUAGGAUAAGUACUUCUGGUUAAAUGCUAUCAACGCUAAUUCAGUUAGCGGCGCUAACGUUAGCCUCCUUCAGUGCUCAGGGUGAAAUGUGGAAGUAACGGUACAGUAAUGAUACUUUAACAAGACAAAUGUAAUUAUUGAUCGUCUCUGUGAUAUACUCAGCUUCAGCUAGCAUGAGUUUUGUCGAUGUCAGGACCGAGAACCCGGUGAAAUGAGCGAUAUCUAGCCGAACCACACGAUGUGAAUCUCGGCUAACUGACGGAAAGCUAGCUAAGACUCAUUCUCAUUGUCAGUAGCCACCGUAUACUAGCUCCUAUUGGAGCUCAGGUUGUUUGUUAGGUGUUUAUUAAUUCAGACAGGCAAGUGUUGACUAAUACAAUCGUCCCAGGCAAAGCAUAGAAAGUUUAAUAAAGUACUAAAAUGGCUGGCGACAUUGGCAGCAUCCCUGAACUGGACCAGAAGAAGUACGACUCAGAGGAACAAGUUAAGAUCAUCUGUCUGGGGGACAGUGCUGUGGGUAAAUCUAAGCUGAUGGAGAGGUUUCUCCUGGACGAGUAUCGGCCGCAGCAGUUGUCAACCUAUGCACUGACUCUCUACAAACACACAGCCACUGUAGGAAACAAGACAGUAGUGGUCGAUUUCUGGGACACAGCUGGUCAGGAGAGAUUUCAGAGCAUGCAUCCUUCGUACUACCACAAAGCACAUGCAUGCAUCAUGGUUUUUGAUGUUCAAAGGAAGAUCACAUAUAAGAAUCUGGCCAACUGGUAUAAGGAGCUGAGAGAGUACAGACCUGAGAUACCCUGCUGUGUGGUUGCCAACAAAAUUGAUGCUGACUUGAAGGUGACACAGAGAAGCUUUAACUUUGGGAAGAAGCAAGGACUCCCAUUUUACUUUGUAUCAGCAGCUGAUGGGACCAAUGUAGUUAAGAUGUUCAGAGAGAUGAUCAAGAGAGCAGUGGACUACAAGCAAAACCCCAGCGACUUCAUGGAUGAAGUGAUGCAAGAAUUAGAGAACUUUGACCUGGAGAAGAAGGAAGAUAACUCAGAAGCAGAGGAGGACGGACUGAAAGCAGAGAGUCCCGAGCUGGUCUGACAGAUGUUUACACAUCCUUCAAACCCUGUUCUCAUCUCAUGGAUAAGUUAUCCUCCUCUGGGGUUGCAGCUCAACAGGCACAAUAUUUGUCACUAUGUUGGUCUGCUUUUAUACCAGUGGUUUCUAACUCAGCCACGUGAGGUUGGCAGACAGUCUUGUAGUCACGUUUUAAGUCACUGCCCUCAUGUGACAUCUGCAGGGAAAUAAACCUGGUGGAAUAAUUAGGAAUUGUGUUAAUAUUGUGUCAUUUAGCUGCUGUGUUAGGCUUGUCAUUAAUACUUUGUCUAAAAACAUCUACUAUAAUAAUAGUAGAAAAUCCUACAAUGAGGCUGAAUGUGUUUUCAUUUUGUAAUAAGAAUGUGAAGCAUUGAAAAACGAACUCGCACAGCAAAGAGAACGUGUGACUAUGAACUGUAUUUGCUGCUGUUCUCGAUGUUUGUGUGUAGUGUUGUGUGCAGUGCCAGCGGGGGAGCUGCUGCUGUUGGCUGCUUUUGUUGCAUUUAUUUUAUGAUGUAAAGUCUGUUUCAGCACACUUUAAAUGAAAACUUAAUGUACCAUGUAACCAAAUUAUUAUCAUGUCUCUCUUUGCCACUUGCUGUGAUUGAGCAACAGGCACAAGAGCACCCAGUACUCAACUCAGCAUAUUGUACAACUGCCAGUCAUACAUGAGUAGACAUCAGCUGUAUUGAACUCUUGUGAAGAUCUCAGCCUUGUGAAAUGUUCAGCCAGCUAUGUCCCUCAUGAUGGAUGUGAGGUGGCUGUGUGUGUGUUCAUAUUAGCAGGAAUGGUGCCAUGAAGAACAUUAAAUCAGUUUCCUGGCAGAAAGUGAA